AUGGCGUAUUAUCAACAGCAGGUGAAUAACCCCCAGAAUAUGCAAUUUUACCAAUCCAAUUACUCCAACACCUAUGGACAACAAACAGGAGGUGAUAAUAUGAUGGGAGGUUCAGCACCAUCGAUGGGAGCUAUGGAUUCUGGAUUUGGAGCAAACAUCGACGUCAGUGGAGUUAUGGGAGCAGGUGAAUUAACACCAGGUUUAGUGGCAGCAUUCGGAACUUCGGGGUAUCAUAAUGAACCUCCAUUAUUGGAGGAAGUCGGAAUAAACUUCCAACAUAUCAAAAUGAAGACAUUGGCUGUCUUGAACCCAAUGAAUAGAAACAUUACAUCAGACAUAAUGGCAGACUCUGAUUUGGCAGGCCCUAUUAUUUUUGUAUUGUUAUUCGGUACCUUGUUGCUAUUAGCAGGAAAGGUACAGUUUGGAUAUAUUUAUGGGGUCGGGUUAUUUGGUAUAAUUAGUUUACACUAUUUGUUCAAAUUAAUGAGCGAUGACGUUACGAUUGAUUUGAUUAGAUCCGCUUCAGUUAUUGGUUAUUGUUUAUUGCCUUUGGUGAUUGUAAGUGUUAUAGGUGUGUUUGUCUCCUUGGAUAAUUUAUUGGGCUAUAUAUUUAGUGCUUUUGCCGUAUUCUGGUGUACAUACUCGGCAUCUGGUUUCUUUGUUGCUGUUCUAAAAUUGCACAAUGUCAGGCCUUUAAUUGCCUAUCCAUUAGCUAUGUUUUACACUGUUUUUGCAUUAAUGGCCAUAUUCGUUGAAAAGACCGACCUUUAA
Messenger RNA from Debaryomyces hansenii CBS767, 771 nucleotides. It is a transcript of the gene TIP1, whose product is annotated as transporter. The coding region runs from base 1 to 771 and encodes 256 amino acids. Gene Ontology annotation, cellular component: membrane; trans-Golgi network. Lineage: Eukaryota; Fungi; Ascomycota; Pichiomycetes; Serinales; Debaryomycetaceae. The transcript has a single exon. The record is from RefSeq and is a predicted model, not a curated record. Gene Ontology annotation, biological process: vesicle fusion with Golgi apparatus; endoplasmic reticulum to Golgi vesicle-mediated transport.